CGGCAGUACGCGCUAUCUUGCGGUGUGUUUGUUGAUUUGUUGACGAAGCGAAGAGCAAGUUCCAGCAGCGCGUUGAAACCAAGGAGUGAUAAGGAAAAUGUUGGUGUUGCGCGGGAAUUAUACGGAUGGCAUUCCAUCGGUGGAGCCCAGCGGGAACGCCAGCCCAACGGCGGGCAACGCGACGCUGGCGGCCUCCGAGGCGGAUCUGACCUUCGUGGUGCUGGCCUUUUGCUACCCGCUGCUGCUGGCGCUCUGCACCGUCGGCAACGGACUGAACCUGUUGGUGCUGCUGCUGGAGAAGAAGAAGAGCGCCGCCAACUGCUUCAUGACCGCCGUCGCCGUCGCUGACCUCACUCUCCUAUGGUCCGGUGUGUUCAUGUACAUCUGGAACACCAGCAGCGUCCUCCACACCACCUACGCCAGCGAUCUUGCCAAGCUGCAGCUGUACUACAGCGGGCGCUGCUAUUUCCUGUGGGCGCAGGAGUGGUCCAUUCAGUUCUGUGACUGGACCCUGAUUGUCUUCUCCCUGGAGCGCCUGCUAGCCGUCCUCUACCCCUUCCGCUUCCGCUGGCUGCAGGCCGCCUGGCUGUCCCGCCUGCUCAUCGUGGCGGUCUUCCUGCUGACCGGCGCAUUGACGGUCUUCAGUUUCGUCAUCGACUAUAUCCGCUGGCGCCACGACGCCUGGACCGACGACGCCCGCCUCCCGGCCUGGGUGCGCAGUUGGCGCAGCCUCCAGGGCACCGCCGAGUUGACCAUCUUCUUGUGCAAAUUCUUCGGCUUAUUCCUCAUCAACGCCAUCGUCAUCGUCGCCCUGCGCCGGCAGCAGCAGACGGAGGUGGGUCGGAUGCGGCUGGAACGCUGCAGCAGCGCCGCCCGGGAGCACCGGCAGACCACGCUGCUGCUGGUGGGCAGUGUGGGGCUGUAUUUAUUCGCCUGGUUCCCCAGUGUGGUCUACACCUGUCUGCAGCUGGCGGAGCACGUCCGCGCGGUGCGGCUGCUGUCCACGCCGGUGUGCUACGUCUUUAUGUACGUCAAUUAUUCGGCCAACUGCCUCGUCUACGCCCUGGUCAGCGCCAAGUACCGCGAGGAGCUCCGGCGGAUUCUGGCGCCGGUUAUGUGUCCGCUGUGGCUGCGGGAGCGUUUUCGGAGCGUGCAUGCUUCGUUGUCGCUGAAUCCUCGCGGGAGCGUCGGCACGGUGACGUCCAGUGUCGGCGACAAUGAGAUCCCGCUGAAAGGUGACCGGAAGUGCGUCCGCAACAAAGAGGCCAAAAGUCAGGACCGUAAUGAAACAGUCAAUUGAAAGAGCUUAUUCUUCCUAGUAGCGCACAAAUAUACCGCAUACUUAAAAAUUAAUAUUAUAUGGAUUUUAUUAAUUUUUAUACCGCACACUUUGUACUGCAUUAAGUAGCAGACGGCUGAGCAUA
This is a messenger RNA of Paramacrobiotus metropolitanus, 1424 nucleotides long. RefSeq lists its product as uncharacterized. The transcript has 5 exons. Gene Ontology annotation, biological process: G protein-coupled receptor signaling pathway. The record is from RefSeq and is a predicted model, not a curated record. Gene Ontology annotation, cellular component: plasma membrane. Lineage: Eukaryota; Metazoa; Tardigrada; Eutardigrada; Parachela; Macrobiotidae. Gene Ontology annotation, molecular function: G protein-coupled receptor activity. Bases 98 to 1300 code for a protein of 400 amino acids.